Phyllopteryx taeniolatus (common seadragon) is the source of this 1961-nucleotide messenger RNA. Its product is annotated as gastrula zinc finger protein XlCGF57.1-like. Gene Ontology annotation, molecular function: DNA-binding transcription factor activity; RNA polymerase II cis-regulatory region sequence-specific DNA binding. The record is from RefSeq and is a predicted model, not a curated record. The transcript is spliced from 3 exons. The coding region runs from base 139 to 1548 and encodes 469 amino acids. Gene Ontology annotation, biological process: regulation of transcription by RNA polymerase II. NCBI's taxonomy places the organism in Eukaryota, Metazoa, Chordata, Actinopteri, Syngnathiformes, Syngnathidae.
GACCUCUUUGUCCUCCACUUCCUCUUUAAGGUGAGGGAGCUUUGGCUCCUGCCACGCAGGACAAAGAUCUUCACGGAUGUCUGCAAAACACAAGACAAACCCACAUGGUUUGGUCAAUGUUGCGAUCGUCGUGUGAAAAUGCGCGCGAGGAGGACGGCGGAGUACGAGGAGGAACCUCGGGGCCCGAAAGAGGAGGAGGAGCCACAAGGUCAACGACCGGACGCUGCGUUCGAUCUGCGGCCUCGAGUUGUGCCGCGCAGAGCAGACGUCAGUCAAGAUCUUCGUCCUGAGUGGCUGAAGCCAGACUCCCCUCACAUGAAAGAGGAAGAGGAGGACGAAGCAGUUCAUCACUUUAAAAACAUAGACGAGCUGGAGCCCCGCCACAUCAAAGAGGAGGAGGAAGAGUUCCCACGUUUUAAACAGGAAGAGCAGGAGGAAAUCAUUCGAGGUCAUUUGACUGGUGUCUCUUUGAAGAGUGGAGAUGAAGGUCAAAGUGAGGAGAGCAGAUGGACGAAGCCUUCAAGCAGGAGCUCAAGUCACAUGACAACAGAAGGUGAUGGAGAAGACCACUGUGGAGGAUCGCCAUCAGACGGCCUUCUAGCUCCACUAUCAGAUAGUGAUGACAUGGCGUCACACUCUCCUCACACGGAUGGUGAUGAUGAUGAUAAGCAGUCUGAAGGUGGUGAGACAUCUCCCACUGACAACAAACGAUGGAAAUGUUCUCAGUGUGGGAAAACCUUUGCUUAUAGGGGAAAGUUGAAACAACACAUGAGAACCCACACUGGAGAGAAACCUUUUGCCUGCACAGUUUGUGGCCAGAGAUUCUCUCAGAAGGUCAGCUUAAGUCGUCAUACAAGAACACACACUGGAGAGAAACCUUUCGCCUGCUCAGUUUGUGGCCAGAGAUUCUCCAAUAAGGGAAACAUGACAAGACACACAAGAACCCACACUGUAAAGAAAUGUUUUACCUGCUCCGUUUGCGGUCAACGAUUCACCAAGAAGGGCAACUUGACAAGUCACACAAGGACCCACACUGGUGAGAAACCUUUUGCCUGCUCACUUUGUGGUCAAAGAUUCUCUGUGAAGGGAACCUUAAAAAAACACACAAAAACCCACACUGGUGAGAAACCUUUUUCCUGCUCAGUUUGUGGCCAAAGAUUCUCGCAGAAGGACACGUUAAAACAUCACACAAGAACACACACUGGGGAGAAGCCUUUCUCCUGCUUAGUUUGUGGGAAAAGAUUUUUUGCUAAGGGAGACUUAAAAAGACACACGAGAACACACACUGGUGAGAAACCAUUUUCCUGCGAAGAUUGUGGUCAAAGAUUCUCUCAGAAGGGAACCCUGAAAAAUCACAUAAGAACACACACUGGGGAGAAGCCAUUUGGCUGCACAGAAUGCGGUCAGACGUUCUCUCGGCACCACUACGUUAAGAAACACAAGUGUGUUGGCAAGAACAGCAGAGAGCAAUUCAAUGUCCGCCUCUCAUCUGAGCAGGCUUCGUCAGUUCACGCGCCGAGAAUGAUCGUGUUUUAUGUCCCUUCUUAAAUGACCUCGUUUCCAUAGUUCUGGAAUCAUCAUUUUGGGGUGCUCGCUGUUGUUCAUAUGAUAGUACGAUAACGCAAUGACAUAUGGCAACAAUGUAAGGUUUACCAACUUGAACAAAUCCGCUGUUUAGAAACUAAAGCAAGCUGUCUUUUUUUGUCAAUGUUAUUUCCUGAACACUUUUCAUUUCGGGGGUGAGGGGAUUCCGCUCCACAGCUACGUUAUAUAAAACAUGAGUGCAUGCUGCCACUUUAGUAUAGUACAUUCCUUUGCAUUAGCUUUGGUUCGUUGAAAUAAUGUGAAUUGGUUGAACAUUUUGGGGUUUAAAUAUAUAUAAUGUUGAAUUCUCGUUUCAUGUUUUAAGUUUUACAAUAAAUGACAACAGGGAGUGACAAAUAAACAGCUUGAAGCAAGCA